This is a messenger RNA of Xiphophorus maculatus (southern platyfish), 6374 nucleotides long. RefSeq names its product rho-related BTB domain-containing protein 2-like (gene rhobtb4). The record is from RefSeq and is a predicted model, not a curated record. NCBI's taxonomy places the organism in Eukaryota, Metazoa, Chordata, Actinopteri, Cyprinodontiformes, Poeciliidae. Gene Ontology annotation, biological process: small GTPase-mediated signal transduction. Gene Ontology annotation, molecular function: protein binding; GTPase activity; GTP binding. The transcript has 11 exons. The coding region runs from base 320 to 2524 and encodes 734 amino acids.
AAAGGGGGAGGGCGGCUCAGCUCAGACUAUAGAAAUUGGUCGACAAGUUAUGCUCAGAUUUAACUCGGAAAAGCGGGCGCGUGGAAACAAAGCAGCACGUCAUACUGGCCAGAGUCGGUAAUAGUUGAGCUUAGAGAGAGGCGGGUAAGGAGGUAGCACCACGGGGAAGUAAGAGGAGGAGGAGGAUGUUUCAGGGCAGAGGUCCUGUCUGCAGCUUUCUGUGCUACUUGACAAAGAACGGAAUCAACGCGACUAUCUUUUAGUUCUUCGUGCGUUUUUGUCCGGUUUGAGUGGCCGGCUGAACCCCCAGCAGACUGGCAUGUGGGUCAACUCCGGAACCGUCGGAAGGGCCCUCUCCAUGGAUAUAGACACAGACUAUGAGCGGCCCAAUGUGGAAACUAUUAAAUGCGUGGUGGUGGGGGACAAUGCAGUAGGCAAGACCAGGCUAAUCUGUGCCCGGGCCUGCAAUGCCACACUCACACAGUAUCAGCUGCUUGCCACCCACGUGCCAACCGUCUGGGCCAUCGACCAGUACCGAGUAUGCCAGGAGGUGCUGGAGAGAUCUCGGGAUGUGGUGGAUGAGGUCAGUGUGUCCCUGAGGCUUUGGGACACAUUUGGGGAUCAUCACAAAGACAGGCGAUUUGCCUACGGCAGGUCUGAUGUAGUGGUACUCUGCUUCUCUCUGGCUAAUCCCAACUCCCUGCGCCAUGUUCGCACCAUGUGGUUUCCGGAGAUCAAGCACUUUUGUCCCCGAACACCCAUCAUCCUGGUCGGCUGCCAGCUGGAUCUGCGAUACGCUGACCUGGAUGCAGUUAACCGUGCGAGACGGCCGUUAGCAAAGCCCAUCAAACCAACAGACAUCCUCCCUCCAGAGAGAGGCCACGAGGUGGCAAAAGAACUUGGGAUACCAUACUAUGAGACAAGCAUUGUCGCCCAGUUCGGAGUCAAAGAUGUGUUUGACAACGCCAUCCGUGCAGCCCUCAUUUCCCGUCGACACCUGCAGUUCUGGAAGUCCCACCUGAAAAAGGUCCAGAGACCCCUUCUCCAGGCACCUUUCCUACCUCCCAGACCACCACGCCCCAUAGUGGGCAUCCCCGACCCACCGGCCACAGACGGCGAAGGCCCCGACUCCCUUUUCUGUCAUCCUCUUUGCGCAGAUGUUCUUUUCCUUUUGCAGGGUGGCUCCACUCGUGUCUUUGCGCACAAAGUUUACCUGGCUACGUCCUGCUCCAAGUUCUAUGACCUUUUCACUCUUGAUCUUGGUGGGUCGAGUUUUGGGGCAAUGGGAGAGGAACAGGACAGCAAGGAAAACACAGAGAGUGGGGAGGAAGAUGAGCAGAGCAGGAGAGGAGCCAAAGAGCAAGCUGGGCGCACUAAGAGCCUGGACAUUGAUAAAGAUGGAAUAGAUGGAGGAGUGCGGGGCCUGAACCAACCUCAGCUGCUCCAGCAGGGGUCUUUGAGGACUUCCCAGAGUGAUAAUGCACUCCCCUCUCGAGCACAGUACUCAGUGGGAGCAAUGGGGACAGGUCGAGCCCUUUCUGGAUGGGGAAGGGGGUUUCUCAGCGUGUGUCUGGAGCAUGUUGAUGAUCCCAUGACUGGACGACCUCGUCUGAUGACUGUGGUUGCCAUGGAUGCACUCAUUCAGGAGGAACCAUUUAAGGCAGUGCUUCAGUACCUCUACACAGGCAGCCUGGACGAGAGUCGAGGCGAUCUGAUGCAGGUGGCCACCAUUGCGGAGCUGCUUGAGGUGUUCGACCUUCGGAUGAUGGUGGCCAACGUUUUGAACAGAGAAAGUUUCAUGAACCAGGAGAUCACAAAGGCCUUCCACGUCCGCAGAGCCAAUCGAAUCAAAGAGUGCCUCAAUAAAGGGACUUUUGCUGAUGUUGUGUUCCGGCUGGAUGACGGCUGCCUUCCGGCCCACAAGCCCCUGCUCAUAUCCAGCUGUGACUGGAUGGCUGCCAUGUUCCGUGGCUCCUUCAUGGAAAGCUACAUCGAGGAGGUAUCGAUUCCUAACACCAGUACAGCAUGUAUGCAUGGAGUGCUUGAGUUCCUGUACUGUGGUCUCCUGACACCGUGUCCUGGAUUGGAGCCCAUGGAACUAAUAGUUCUGGCCAACCGUCUGUGUUUGCCACGACUCGUUGCCCUCACUGAGCAGCAUGCUGUGGAUGAGCUACUGCAACUGGCAGUGAAUGGAGUGGACAUUGAUGGACAAGUGCUAGCUUACCUUGAAGUUUCACAGUUCCACAAUGCCAAACAGCUUUCUACUUGGUGUCUUCAUCACAUCUGCACCAAUUAUAAUAGCAUCUGCCGCAAGUUUCCCAAAGACAUGAAAGCAAUGUCUCCAGAAAACCAGAGGCACUUUGAGAAGCAGCGUUGGCCUCCUGUAUGGUUCUUGAAGGAGGAAGACCGCUACCUGCGUUCUCAAAAGGAGCGUGAACGCGAGGAAGAGAUCCUGCGCAAGCAGCACACCAAACGGGGCUGGUGUUUCUGGAGACACCCGUCUUCCUCUCCACACGUCUCCUAAGGGGUUUUCCACUCCUAGCUCUUGGAUCUUCCCCUCAGCGGAUGCUAACCCCUGGAUUAGCAAAUAGAGAGGAGAAUGGUUGUGAUCCCUCUAUCUGUGGAGAAAUAACUCUCCGUGCUAAUAUUCCUGAAUGUCUGCAUGCUCGGGAGGAGUGUAUGUGCCUCUUGGUGGGAGUGGGUCGCCACACAACUGUGUUUUGGUGGUGGGACAGAUUGGGACUCAACAGAAAGGGUAUUUGCAUGAAUGUGCGAGUGUAUGAAUGGAAUAUAGUGAUGCUUCCAAGUUGAGACGCAGUGAUCUCUCAAAGGACAAUGGCGGUGCAGAGUAACCCUUCCUCCUGUACGUAAAUGCUUUUUCUCCCUCUACCAGCACCCAAUUGCCUUGGAGUGUUGGAACUGGAAGCAAGGGCUCUCUUUUCUCUCUGGUUUCUCAGUCUUCAACCUUCACAUCGACCUUAAUAACUUUUAAACAUUUGACACUGCAGCUCCCUUUGGUGGGUGGGGGAGUCUAUGUCUGCCUUCACCUCUUAUAUAGACUGUUUGCUAGCACACGCAGAUGCAUCUCCACAUUUCACCCUUGUGAAACCAGCAGUAGAUGCAGGAACUAACACUAACAAUUAGCUCAUUGUUAUUACUUAUCUUUUAAUCACUUUAUGUGCAUUUUGGGGCCAUUUGGGAUGCUAUUAAUAUAUUAGAAGGGUAAAAGAGCAAAGACCUCAGAGAAAGUAAAAAAAAUCACCACUGCAACCACAGAUACAAUCGUUCUAUUGUAUUCUCAACUACAUAGGUAGUAUAGACAUAAAUUAUGUACCAGUUAGUCCUCAUAUCUCUUUUGUCAUGUAAUCACUUAUUUUCAACACUUAUUUUCAAAAUGUUCAUGGAGACUGACAUGGAGCCACUCUAUAGCACUGAUGUAUUAUUAUUAUUAUUAUUUUUUAAAGGGCUAGCCUUACGUAAUACCUCUGUCGUGAAGCGGAAAUUUAAUACAGCAUUAAAUGUCCUCGGCCACUAAGGUGCAUUGAACCAUUGGAGCAAGCCUUUACACCCGCACACCACCAGGGGUCGCACUGCUCAGGGUCCUAUCACUUCCGUAGUAGGUGUUUUAUUGUAUUUAUCAAAUAUAUUAAUUUCUCCUUGCAGAGUGUUACAGAAGCACAUACACCAGUUCUCUAGUGGAUUUAAAAUAUUGGAUACUUAAGAGGGUUUUCAGCUGAUUCUGAAUACCAAAGGUGUAGUUUUUCCUUCUCCCUUUAUUUUUGUUUAUUUACAUUUUCUAACUUGGGAGGGGCGAUAGUAGAAACUAGAACAAGUUUUAGAAGCAGAAGGCAGUAUUAGAUGCUUUUUACAAGUAGAGCCGGCCCAAGGGGUAAGCAAACAAACCCGCUUAAAACUUCUUAUUUAUGAUGACUUUUGAAAUUGGCAGGUCAGACCUCAAAAAAAAAAAAAAAAAGUUGAAAUCUCCAUUACCCAGGAAAAGCUUGAUACGAGCAACUCUAGUUAUGUUAGCAGUCCUAAUUUAACUUCAGUAUUCUUUACUUAUUUACAUUUAACAUUGCAAAUAAAUCUGGAUAAUUAACUGCCAUUAUUCAGCUACCACUUGUGAGAACAAGCUUUAAAGGGUCAUGCAGAAACACCCACCCUACCCAAAGGGCUGGCUCUGGUUGUAAGAACUAAAGAUGGCGCAUUUAAAACAUUGCCUUCCAUUCUCUGCUAGAAUUAAACAUUGGUGCUGAAAACAGUGUCCACAUGAACACAGAGACACACAUAGUUUAGAGGACUGUCUGAUGGUUUAUUUAUUUGUGCAGAACUUACAGAAACUUUAGAAUAGUUUUUAAAUUUUGUAAACUUUAUGUUUUUUUUUCUAUUCACAGAGUCUGUAAAAAGCUGAGGUUGAGGUUUGCUCUAAAUUCUGGGAUGUCUUUUGCUGCUUUUAUAUUCUAAACCAAUGUGACGUAUUCCUUCUUUCUGGCAAUUCUUUAGAUUCAUUUUUUUGUUGUUGUUUCACCAGUUUAAGCAAAUAGGGUUUUCUCAUUUAGGGUGCUAAUUUCUUGGGGCUUUCAUUUGAAUGUGGAAAGAAAAAAAAAAGUUGCAGCUGUGAGUUUUUAUUAGCACGUUUUCUAUUUGUGGGUUUGCGCCCCACAGCUUUACCCAAGCAAACUCUCUGAGACGGAUAGAUUGUGUGAGGCAUGUGGUACGUUAUGCUGUUGUUUCACAGGAGGUGUGCAAAGCAAUUUUCAACUACCAGAAUAGAAGUCGUAUAGGUUCUCACUUGGCCCGAGUGAGAAUUGAGCUGAUUUAGUGUGAGAACGAGAAAACUGAGUAAAAGUGAGCAAGCGUCAGUCGCUUUCCACAUGCUGUGGAAUGAGUCCAUCAAUAUUUGAAGUUACACAACUGCAGUGCUGUAGGAAAUUCAAGAAGAAGAAUUUUGUUGCCUACAGAAUCGCUAAACGGAUCUUGUGUCCUUGUGCCUUAUGAUUCAAUCUGCAGACUGGUUCUGCAGUAACCGGCAUGGUAGUAGUAGGAUUCAGUGAUAAUGUCAGAACUGUAAAAUGUUUUUCGGUGUUUUUAUGGGCUCUCUGCUACAACCUUUUUGAAAUUUGAGGGAGAGAAUUUUUAAAUCUGUGAGUAUGAUAUUUUUGCAGAUAAAGGAUCUUUUUGUUUCUUCAAACAGCGAUUUGAGAUAAGGUUGUUGUAAUGAAAUGGCUUACCACUAGAUAUACAGCGCCCUCCACAAUUAUUGGCACCCCUGGUAAAGAUCUGUUCAAGAUCCUUGUACAGACCUUCAGAAAAACUUAGAAAGUAGGAUUUAUGAAAAAAAAGAGAUUGGUUUCAAAUUUCUUAGAUAUAUAAUUAUUCACACUGUGGUAUUUUAUUGUCCUUAUUAAUUCAGUUUACUUAUAUUCACUAUUUUGUAGUGAGAGAUUAUGUUAUAUCAAUUAAUAAAAAGGCUUUUUGAUGCAGAGGUACCAAAACUUGAGUAGGAUGCUGUUCCAUUACAGUUAUGUUUCUUUACAAACCAAGUGAUUAAAAGAUAGCCAGUAAACAUGGAUGCUUGACUCCUGCAGUAUAACUUCUAAACCACUGACUGUGAGAAAUCAAAGCUUUGUAAAAUGCACUGGCGGGCCUGUGCACUGGGUUGGUGCAACAUGCUGUGGAGUGCAAUGGACUUGCAUGAUGUCCAGACUUUGUUGGUGUGACUUUAAAAUGCAAUUUGUGUUCUAUGGGUUUCUGUAGUUAGCAUGAAUUUCUCUCUUAAAUAAGAUAGUUCCUAAACCAUCUUAUUUGACUGUAGCAUGACAUUUCCACUUAAGUUAUUAACAUUUUAUUUAAAGGUUACGCUCCGUGAAGCUGAAUAACAGGCCGCAUUUAGUGUCUUGAAGGUCUUUUUGGCACUGAACCCUAUGAAGGUUCUCGUCUUUGUAAGUGACUUUAUUCACAUGUCUUUGACAACUCAAUGUAGCAUUAGAGCAUUUAGCAUUUGCAUUUUUAGGGUAUAAUGUGAGGAGAUCAAAAGACAUGAGCUUGAAAUCUAAUUUAGAAGAUCUGUUUGAUGCCGCAGAUGUCCCCUUGUAUGCUGUUACUAUUAAUGCAAUGAAAUAAGGUUAAUCUUGUGAUUUUAAAAAUAUUUGAUGGUUUGGGUAUUAAAGUGAAUAAGUAUACACAAAGCAUUUCAUGUUUCUAAACAGCCUGCAUGCAUAGGUGAAGGAAAUGUGCAAAGUAAAAGUUUCCUAGGUGACAGAUAUGUAGACGUUUGAUUUUCUGGAACUUUUGUUAUUGGGGCUUUAAUUACAGUUACUUAAUACCUUGAUGAAGAUGUGGGAGGUUUUAUUAUAUACAAAAAAAAAAAAAAA